Molecule: messenger RNA, 837 nt
Organism: Dendrobium catenatum
Lineage: Eukaryota; Viridiplantae; Streptophyta; Magnoliopsida; Asparagales; Orchidaceae
Exons: 1
Coding region: 1-837 (278 amino acids)
Molecular function (GO): catalytic activity
Source: RefSeq, a predicted model, not a curated record
AUGAAUUCCUUAUUAUUUUGGAAUUGUAGAGGAGCUAAGAAAAAAAAGGCUUCUCUCUACCUCAAGGAGGUGGUUAAAGAUCAAAAUGUUAUUUUUGUUGGGCUUUUGGAGACUAAACUAGUCACUAUUGAGAAUAAAGAUGUGGAAAAUAUGAUUGGAAAUGGGUGGAAUUACAGCUUUGUGCCUUCUGCUGGAUUAUCUGGAGGCAUCCUGGUUAUGUGGAGAAGCAGUCAAGCUAAAUUUAAUUUGAUUGAGUUUUCUUCUCAAUUCAUUUUAGGUGAUUUGGAGAUCAAGAACAAAGGAAAUUGGAGAGUAGCUACUAUUUUUGGUAGCAAAGAAGUGCACAAUAGAAGGUUGCUUUGGAAUGGCUUGGAAAAACACAUCACCAAUGAUUGGCCUUUGGUGUUUGGUGGAGAUUUCAAUUGUCUUUUGGCUAAAGAAGACAAGAUUGGUGGCAGAAAAUUUACAUUCUUUAUAGGACCGAGAAAAAUGAAAUACUUUAUGACAGCAAAUGAUCUUCAUGAGCUGAACUUUAUGGGUCCUAGAUUAACAUGGAGCCAUAAUAAGAAAGGUAAUGAGAGGAUCAUGGAAAGAUUAGACCGAAUUCUGGUCAAUGCUGCUGCAAUGAACUGCAAUCAAUAUAUGGUUACAAAACAUCUUCCUAGAAUAGCGUCAGAUCACUGUCCUAUUCUACUCCAUACUUGUUUUUCCUUCAAACAUCAAGAGAUCUAUCAAAUUCGAGGAUAUGUGGGCUUCAUAUCCGGCUUCAUAUGCUAUAGUGAAAAAUUCAUGGAUGAGAAGAGACCCAGGAUCUCCUGCAUAAAUUCUGAAUUAUAA